This is a messenger RNA of Aspergillus glaucus CBS 516.65, 1428 nucleotides long. RefSeq names its product MFS transporter. Gene Ontology annotation, biological process: transmembrane transport. The transcript is spliced from 6 exons. Gene Ontology annotation, molecular function: transmembrane transporter activity. The coding region runs from base 1 to 1428 and encodes 475 amino acids. The record is from RefSeq and is a predicted model, not a curated record. NCBI's taxonomy places the organism in Eukaryota, Fungi, Ascomycota, Eurotiomycetes, Eurotiales, Aspergillaceae.
AUGGCCACGAAUAAAAACGCGCAUCCUCCGUGGAUGCUGCGGUUUCGAUCGUCGACGGGGUUUAUUAUCGCGACGGUGUGGAUGUCGUGUUUUACUGAUUACUUUCUCUAUGCGAUGAUCGUUCCCGUAAUGCCAACCGCGCUGAGUGACCGAGCCGGAGUCCCAUAUAAAGACCGAGAAUACUGGGUCAGCGUCCUCCUCAUGUGCGAAGCCGCCGUCGCCCUCGUCUGCUGCCCUAUAUUCGGUUACCUAGUCGACGUCUCACGAACCCGUCAAUACCCCUUCUUCCUCGGCCUAAUCCUCCUCGGUGCAUCUAUGGGGAUGCUCUCCGUCGCACACACAGUAUGGCUCUUCGUCGUUGCCCGGUUACUCCAGGGCGGUGCAACGGCGAUGGUUGCCGUGGCCGGUUUGGCGCUGAUGACCGAUGCGGUGGAGUUUGAUAAUCUGGGACAGACGAUUGGGUAUUUGGGGUCUGCGAUUACGUUGGGAUUCCUACUUGGACCGUUGCUGGGUGGGUUGGUGUAUAAUGCAGCUGGGUAUAAUGCGGUGUUUGCGAUGGCGUUUGCGAUUAUCGGGGUCGAUUUGGUGAUGCGGGUGGGGGUUGUUGAGAAGAAGGUGGCGCGGCGGUGGAUUAGCACUGAACACGAGGAAAAUGGGAAUGGGAAUGGCCAUGUGCAUUCGUCUGUGGGUGGUUAUCACACGUUCCCUGGGGAGCCUGCGGGGGUUGAAGAGGACAAGGGCAAGUUUGCUCUGUUGGAGAUUGCCCGGCAGCCGCGGGUGCUCAUUUCGUUGUGGGCUUUGUUGGUGCAGGGAUUACUAUUCUCUGCUUUUGAUGCGACAAUUCCCAUCUUCGUGGAGUCGACAUACGGCUGGACCCCAUUUGAAGCCGGAAUGACAUUCCUCCCAUCCGCCAUCACAGCCCUUUUCGAGCCUUACUUCGGCUACAUCUCCGACAAACACGGCAACCGCAUCGUAGCCUUCACGAGCUUCCUCCUCCUCUCCCCACCCCUAGUCUGCCUCUACCUCGUCGAACACAACGACACAGCCCACAAAAUCCUCCUCAUAACUCUCCUCACCAUAAUCGGCGCCCUCCUCAAUAGCGCCGUCCCGGCCCUCUUCGUCGAAACACAACAAUUGCUCGAAGACAUGGAGCGCACGGAACCCGGGAUCUUCGGCCAGAAGGGCGCUGUUGCGCAAGCAUUUGGGAUCCAGACUAUGGCGCAGUUUUCGGGUCUGUUCCUCGGGCCGUUGUGGGGUGGGUUUGUGACGUAUCGGUUUGGGUGGAAGAGUACGGCGUGGUCGUUGGGUGUUCUUGCGGGUGUUACGGCUGUACCGAUGUUAUGGCUUAGUGGGAAGCCUGAUAGGGAUACUGGGGAUCGUGAGGGUGAGAGUGAAGAGGAGGAGCAGGAGCGGUUGUUGGAUAGUUGA